Molecule: messenger RNA, 144 nt
Organism: Phacochoerus africanus (Common warthog)
Lineage: Eukaryota; Metazoa; Chordata; Mammalia; Artiodactyla; Suidae
Product: keratin-associated protein 20-1-like
Exons: 1
Coding region: 1-144 (47 amino acids)
Source: RefSeq, a predicted model, not a curated record
AUGAACUUCUAUAAUAACUACUGUGGUGGCCUCGGUUAUGGCUAUGGUGGCCUGGGAUGUGGCUAUGGAUGUGGCUAUGGUGGUUAUGGAUAUACCUAUCAUCCAUGCUGUUAUGGAAGAUACUGGUCCUCUGGCUUAUUUUGA